Racocetra fulgida is the source of this 296-nucleotide messenger RNA. The record is from the annotation of a GenBank genome assembly. NCBI's taxonomy places the organism in Eukaryota, Fungi, Glomeromycota, Glomeromycetes, Diversisporales, Gigasporaceae.
AUGACGAAAUUUGUUUUACCAGUUUGCGGAGUUUUUGGAGCUGUUCAGAUCAUUCAAGAAUAUAAUGAAUCAAAUAAUGGCACAGAUAACUAUACUAGCAGCAAUAUUUUGCAUUCUACGAAUAGAUACGAGUGGAUGACUUAUGUAUUUGAGGCUAUACCUGAAUUGGUAUUAUUAGCCGUUUUGGGCGGUAUCAUUUUGGGCGACUGGUUUUAUGAUGUUCCAGAAGUGGUCCGUGAUUCAAAGAUAUAUGAUCCGGAAACGAAAAUGUUUCAAAGUGCAAUAAAAGCUGAUUC